UCCUAUCUCAUCCAUCCAACGUUCAUUAGUGUUUCCCUUUUCUUUCCUUUCUUGUGGUUUUUUCUUUUUUUUUUCUUUUUUCAAUGUUUUGUCGUGGUGUAUCCAACACCAUGUUUUUUCAACCUUUUUUUUAUUUUUAUUUAUUUUUUUCCACAUUAAAAGAAGAAAAGGGCACACUGUCUUUUAAAAUACAAAAAAAAAACAUGGUUUUACGCCGUAGUCUUUUCUGUUCGCACUACUACAAAAGUAGCAGCACCAGCUGUUGGAGGAGGAGAACUUUUGCUACUAGCCAUAACAACAAGAUUACCAAAAAGAAUGAGGCAUUCUCCAUCUACAUUCACUGGCCUUACUGUGAGAGUAAAUGCACAUAUUGUAAUUUCAACAAGUACGUCAAUCCAAGCGAUCCUCCUGUGGAACGACUGACGCGUGCCAUGAUACGUGAACUCGAGUUUUACCUAUCCGAACCACGCUUUGGCGUCCUACAUAAUAAGCGUGUAACUUCGAUCUAUUUUGGUGGUGGCACGCCGAGCUUAGCAAAACCUUCGACAAUCUCACGUAUUCUACAAACUGUCAAUCAACACAUUUCUCUGGAUAAGGAUAUUGAAAUCACCUUGGAGGCCAAUCCAACGUCAUCCGAGUUGGCUCGAUUGAGAGAUUUUCGCGACGCUGGUAUAAAUCGGUUAUCACUUGGCAUCCAGUCUUUCAAUGAUGUCGACUUAAAACUUCUGGGGCGCGACCAUUCCGCCUCUAGUGCCAUCCGAACACUAGAAGAAGCAAAGAAACUUUUCCCCGAAGUUACUUUUGAUAUGAUUUUUGCACGGCCACGGCAAUCACUAGAAGAUUGGCAGCGCGAGUUGAAGCAAACACUCGAUCUAGCAGGAAAUCACCUAUCUAUGUAUCAGCUCUCUUUUGAACGCGGAACCCCACUAUGGAAAUUUAUGCGAAAAGGGCAAAUAGGUUCUGUAGAUCCAGAGCUUGCCGCUGACAUGUAUGAAGAAACAGUACGGGCUGCGACCCACCAUGGAUUCACCCACUACGAGGUCUCGAGCUAUGCCAAAAGUCGCGAUGCAAUAAGCGCGCACAAUUUUUCAUAUUGGCAAGGCCUGGAUUAUAUCGGAAUUGGACCUGGCGCACAUGGGCGCCUUACGGAUAAUGUAACAAAGGAACGGAUACGGACGUUUGGAGAAUUCCAUCCGGAUCGUUACAUGGCACUUUGUGAAUCAGAAGGCGAAGGUAUCCGCAAAUGGAGUCCUUUAUCACCGCAUGAUUCUCUACAGGAACUGGUGGUGUUUGGACUUAGAACAAGGAUGGGGAUACCUCGGUAUCGAUAUAAAAAGAUGACGGGCCAAGACUUGGAGAAUGUGAUUGACCGAGAGUUUCUCGACAUGUGCGUACGAUCCAAUUUCUUGAUUGUGGAUAACGAUGACAGAAACAAGUCGGAUAUACUGCCAUAUAUACCAAAGCACCUGGAACAUGAAUGGGAACAAGGGGGCAUUCGACCAACGGAACAAGGUUUAGAACGUAUGGAUUCUAUAUUACCCAAACUUUUACACCUGAAACAAUAAAAGUCUGGAAAAACAGACGCACUUUUGAGU
Molecule: messenger RNA, 1595 nt
Organism: Zychaea mexicana
Lineage: Eukaryota; Fungi; Mucoromycota; Mucoromycetes; Mucorales; Lichtheimiaceae
Exons: 14
Coding region: 84-1565 (493 amino acids)
Biological process (GO): porphyrin-containing compound biosynthetic process
Cellular component (GO): cytoplasm
Molecular function (GO): 4 iron, 4 sulfur cluster binding; coproporphyrinogen oxidase activity
Source: RefSeq, a predicted model, not a curated record